This is a messenger RNA of Scatophagus argus, 2400 nucleotides long. It is a transcript of the gene adprh, whose product is annotated as ADP-ribosylarginine hydrolase. Lineage: Eukaryota; Metazoa; Chordata; Actinopteri; Scatophagidae. The record is from RefSeq and is a predicted model, not a curated record. Gene Ontology annotation, molecular function: magnesium ion binding; ADP-ribosylarginine-[protein] hydrolase activity. Bases 491 to 1825 code for a protein of 444 amino acids. The transcript is spliced from 13 exons. Gene Ontology annotation, biological process: protein de-ADP-ribosylation.
GCACCUCAGUGCGCAUGUUCAUUUCCGGUUAGCGCGCAUCUACCGCUACCGCCAAACUCAUUCAAACGCAAGAGGUCAAAGUCGUGCACCAGGCCCCAGUGCUCUCACCCAAGGCUGACUCCAGCGUUGAUUUCGCUGCUGGUUUACGACGAGCUGCUAAUUUAGCUGUAUGAGUUAAAGCCAGUUAGCUUAACAGGCUAUGUUCGGCGGCGGCGGCGGCUCCGUGCUUCAGUUCCAGGCAGCAGAACUUACAAGUGUGUCAGGGUGCAGUCAUGCUCGUGCUGGGACGUAAACAUUAGCUAAGAAUAUAGACAACUGUUUGGUGCCGAUCCCCUCCUCACAAACCAAUGACAUCACCACAGCACGCACUGCUGUCCUGCGAUGUCUGCCCCUGUGUCUUGGAGAUAAUUCCAGUGAAUUCUUCCUCAGCUGCUCAGAUUUGGCCUCUGCAUGCAACUUCACCCAGCUGCCUGUUGGGGUUCUUAGCAUCAUGACUGAGGACACGCUGCCACUGAUUAACAGCAUUUCAAUCAUCCUUGAAGGAAACGUUGUUAUGGAUGAGAUUCCCACAACCUCUGAAGCACUUUGUCUUCUGUUUGGCUUAAUGUAUGCACCCCAUCUGGAUUACUCCAAAGAUACUCCAGGCAGGGGAUUAUCUUCCUCUUCACCCUGGUUGACUUCAACACCAUCUUCAACCCUAGCAACAGCACCAGCAUCUUCUGCAUCUUCAUUGUUGUUGUUGUUAUCAGCAUUGCGAUUUUCAAUAUGUGCCACAUUGGAGCAUUAUAAGGCAGCCAUGUUGCUGAGUGGUGUUGGUGAUGCUCUUGGAUACAGGAAUCAGCUGUGGGAGUACAAUGAGUCAGGACCAGCUAUUCAUCAGGAGCUGAAAGAGCUUGGUGGGCUGAAGAACAUCAAGGCAGAGCUUCCUGACUGGCCCGUGAGCGAUGACACAGUUCUGCAUCUGGCGACGGCUGAAGGGCUGGCAACUGGGAAGGUGGGGGAGGAGCUCUUGCAUGAAGUGGCUGCUCGAUAUGUGGAGGGGAUGAAAGACAUGAACGGGAGGAAACCAGGUCCUUCAAGCAUUCUGGGAGUCUCUCAGCUGAAGCCUGGAGAAGAAGGGGGAUACAGGGUGCCAUAUAACCCUGAGGGGACGGGCUGUGGAGCAGCCAUGAGGUCCAUGUGCAUUGGCCUCAGGUAUCCAAAGCCUGACCAGCUGCUGUCUCUGGUGGCGGUUGCUGUGGAGACAGGCAGGAUGACCCACCCUCACCCCACCGGUUUCCUGGGCGCAGUAGCAUCUGCCUUGUUUACAGCAUAUGCCGUCCAGCGCAGGCCAAUCACGAUGUGGGGUCUGGGCCUGAUUAACGAGGCCUUACCAAUAGCGAAGAGCUUCGUUCAGGGUCGAGGCUUCGCUGUGGAAGAGACGGAGAGAGACUGGGGCUACUUCUGUGACAAGUGGCAGUGGUACUUGGAUUUUAGGGGGAUCUCUAAUGGGGUGGGGCCAGCGAUUUGGCCCACCUCAUAUGGGCCAGCUGAGAGAGACGAAGCCUACAAGAGCUUCAGUCUGUCGGGCUGGGCAGGACGCAGCGGCCAUGACGCUCCCAUGAUAGCGCUGGACGCCCUGCUGGGGGCGGGUUCGGACUGGGAGGAGCUGAUGAGCAGAGCGGGCUUCCACGGAGGUGACAGUGACAGCACAGCUGUAAUUGCCUGCUGCUGCUGGGGUCUCAUCUACGGCACCAGGGGGGUCCCUGAAGGCAACUACGUCAACCUGGAGUACCGGAACCGACUGGAGCGCUGCGCUGAGCAACUCUACGCCCUGUCACACUGAGAAGGCCGUCACAUCCUGCUGCUCUGAUAGUGUGUACAAACAUCUUGCACUGAGGGGGAAACUAGGCCAUGCGCUCCAACACACUGACAUAGAGCUAGAUGGGGCGCUCAGUAGUACAUCGAUCUAGAGUGCUGUCACAAAACAACAAAGUGUGGUGUCAUACUUGCCUGAAGGGGAAGUACAGUGUCCCACUAACCCAAACAAGAGUCUCUCUGCCACAUCGAGGAUGUGCGCCUCAUGAUGUUAGCACUGAGGAGGGGUGUAUUUAGAGGGGUCCCCCUGGUGACCAUUUUAAAUUAACAUGCAGUCAUACCACCAAGUGGAACCAAUCCAAGCUAAUGAGAAAGCGAAGAGAAUACAAAAAGUCCCCUAGGAGGUAAUUACUUUGCUUUGUCAGCCUGACAUAAUAGCAAACGCUUAGCAAGCUUCAAAUUAAAUGUGUUCUUGUUAUUGUCUAAUGAAAAAUAAAUUUCUGUGUCUCAUUAUAGUUAACUGUUACUUCAUGCAGUACAAAGUAAAACUGUAACUGCAAUACCCAGAUAAGCACAAUUAUUAAUACAAUAAAUUAAGCAAAC